This is a messenger RNA of Macroventuria anomochaeta, 3632 nucleotides long. RefSeq names its product catalytic subunit DNA polymeras-like protein delta. Gene Ontology annotation, cellular component: delta DNA polymerase complex. Gene Ontology annotation, biological process: base-excision repair, gap-filling; DNA-templated DNA replication; DNA replication proofreading. The transcript is spliced from 3 exons. NCBI's taxonomy places the organism in Eukaryota, Fungi, Ascomycota, Dothideomycetes, Pleosporales, Didymellaceae. Bases 125 to 3466 code for a protein of 1113 amino acids. Gene Ontology annotation, molecular function: 3'-5'-DNA exonuclease activity; DNA-directed DNA polymerase activity; DNA binding. The record is from RefSeq and is a predicted model, not a curated record.
UCUCACGUCGCCCUAAGGUGGUACUUUCCGCAUCUUCUCCACAACGCAUCAACGCGCCCACAACAACACAGCAAUACAUCCUUUGAUGUUGCUUGUGUGCUGACAACUUCUCACAUCACGGAAAAUGGUUGGUCCUGUAACGAACACGCCGGCAAAGCGAGCCCUCGCUGAAGCCUCGAACAACCGCGUAAACGCAUCGCCCCGUUCCGCAAAGAAGCUCAAACUCGAGAAUGGCACCACCACAAGAGGGCCACUGGCCAAAAAGGUCAAUGGGUCGUUCAACUCGAGCCAGCCGGGACCGAGUCAGUUCGAGAACACGCUGGAGCAGAUGACCCAGGACAUCGAAGCCCUGAAGACGAAGAACGCAGAGAAGGACCAGCAGUGGAAGCGACCGCCGCUACCGAAGGACUUCAGCGAGAUGACUUCGAAGGUCGUCUUUCAGCAGAUCGAAGCUGAGGAGAGUGUGCUUAACGGAGGGAAACCAGCUGUCAAGCUGUUUGGUGUGACGGAGACUGGCCACUCAGUCCUUCUCCAUGUCACCGGAUUUCUUCACUACUUCUACGUCGCCGCACCGAUCAACUUCCAUAAGGAGGACUGCAAGCCAUACCAGAUCUUCCUCGAGAGCGAAUGCCAGAAGCAGUUCAACCAGCACUCAGCCGUCAUUGCCUCGGUUCAAAUGUGCAUGAGGGAGAACAUCCUUCGCUUCCAGGGCAACCAAAAGAGCCCGUACCUCAAGAUCACCGUCAACGACCCCAAGAUGAUCAACCGCGUACGGAUGAUGGUACAGAAGGGUAAUGCCAACUACAAGAGGCUUUGGCCGGCCCGAGAAGAUGGCAUCCUUACCUUUGAUAACAUUACCUACGUACUGAGGUUUAUGAUCGACACAAAGAUCGCCGGUAUGUCGUGGGUAGAAGCACCUGCUGGGAAGUACAAGCUCUUGCACCCACGGGACCAACACUCCAAUUGUCAGAUUGAGGCGCAAAUACAUUAUGCCGACCUUAUCGCUCACCAGUCAGAAGGCGAAUGGGCGAAGUCGGCUCCACUCCGCAUCCUCUCCUUCGACAUCGAAUGCGCUGGCCGCAAAGGUGUCUUCCCGGAGGCGAACGUCGACCCUGUCAUCCAGAUCGCGAACGUUGUUACACGAAAUGGUGAAGAGAAGCCCUUCGUAAGGAAUGUCUUCAGUCUGGACACAGUCAGCCCCAUCGUGGCCACGCAGGUCUUUUCUUUUGCCGACGAAGGUGACAUGUUGAUGAAGUGGCGCGACUUCGUUGAGGAAGUUGAUCCAGAUGUGAUCAUUGGGUACAAUAUUGCCAACUUCGACUUCCCAUACUUACUGGACCGUGCAAAGCACCUCAAGCUUGCAAAAUUCCCUUACUGGUCACGGCUCAAGACUGUACAAUCCAAGGUGGAAAGCUCGACCUUUUCGAGUAAGCAGCUUGGAAGCCGAGACACCAAGACUACUAAUACAAACGGUCGUAUUCAGCUCGAUCUGCUUCAGCUAAUUCAGCGCGAUCACCAGUUGCGAAGUUACACACUCAACUCUGUUAGCGCCCAUUUUCUGAAAGAGCAAAAGGAGGAUGUGCACCACAGCAUGAUUACAGAAUUGUUCAAUGGUGACCCUAACUCUCGACGGAGACUGGCGGUGUACUGCCUGAAGGAUGCCUAUCUGCCACAGCGACUCCUGGAUAAGCUCAUGUGUCUGGUCAACUACACUGAGAUGGCCAGGGUCACCGGUGUACCUUUCAACUACCUGCUUGCUCGAGGUCAACAGAUUAGGUUCGUCAGCCAGCUGUUCCGAAAAGCCCUUGAUCAUCAACUCGUUUGUCCGGAUCUGCCGAACCAAGGCGACAGUGGUGAUCCAUACGAAGGUGCGACCGUCAUUGAACCGAAGCGUGGAUAUUACAAGCAGCCAGUCGCUACACUCGAUUUCGCUUCGCUGUAUCCGAGUAUCAUGCAAGCACACAACCUCUGUUAUACAACCUGGCUCGACAGGGCGACCGUGGAGAAACUCAAAAUGAAGAAAGACGAGGACUACAUCGUUACACCGAAUGGCGAUAUGUUCUGCACUGUGAAGACACGCAAGGGUCUGCUUUCACAGAUUCUUGAAGAGCUGCUGGGUGCCCGUAAAAGGGCUAAGAAGGAGCUAGCCAUUGAGACAGACCCCUUCAAGAAGGCUGUGUUGAACGGUCGCCAGCUGGCUUUGAAGGUCAGUGCCAACUCUGUGUAUGGCCUCACGGGUGCUACGAACGGCAAGUUGCCUUGUCUGGCAAUUGCAAGUAGUACGACCAGUUUCGGCCGUCAAAUGAUUGAGAAGACUAAGGAAGAAGUUGAAGCGAAGUACACCAUCGCAAAUGGCUACAGUCACGAUGCGGAAGUCAUCUACGGUGACACUGAUUCCGUCAUGGUCAAAUUCGGCACCUCUGAACUGCCGGAAGCUAUGAAGCUGGGCGAGGAGGCAGCAGAGUACGUGUCUUCAAAGUUCAUCAAGCCCAUCAAGCUCGAGUUCGAGAAGGUCUAUUUUCCUUAUCUGCUCAUCAACAAGAAGCGUUACGCUGGUCUUUAUUGGACGAAUCCGAACAAGUGGGACAAGAUGGACACGAAAGGCAUCGAGACGGUUCGUCGCGACAACUGUCGCCUUGUGCAAACAGUCAUCGAAACAUCACUACGCAUGUUGCUGAUAGAUCAAGACCCUGACGGUGCGCAAGAGUUCGUGAAGGACACUAUCUCGGACCUCUUGCAAAACAAGAUUGAUAUGUCAAACCUUGUCAUCACCAAGGCGCUGACAAAACAAGAAGACAAAGAAGGCAAAGGUGGCUACGCCAACAAACAAGCACACGUCGAGCUCGCCGAACGAAUGAAGAAGCGCGACGCAGGUUCUGCUCCAGCUCUCGGUGAUCGUGUUGCCUAUGUCAUGGUCAAGGGCGCCAGCGGCUCGAAAAACUACGAGAAAUCCGAAGAUCCUAUGUGGGUGCUCGAGAACAAUCUGCCUAUCGACACCCGAUACUACCUCGACAAUCAGUUGGCCAAACCACUCGGUAGAAUUUUCGAGCCUAUUCUUGGUGAGAAGAAAGCGAACUCCCUCCUCACGGGCGAACACACUCGAGCCAUCUCUGUUGCAGCACCCACGAUGGGUGGACUGAUGAAGUUCGCAAAGAAGACGCAAACAUGCAUGGGGUGCAAAAAGCCGCUUACUGCAGCGCAUGAGAAGGAGGGCGCUGUCUGUGAGAAUUGCCGGCCGCGCAUUGGUGAGCUAUAUCAAAAGACGCUGAGCAAGGUUAGUGAGCUGGAGGUUCGCUUUUCGAGACUCUGGACACAAUGUCAGCGGUGCCAGGGCAGUAUCCACUGCGAAGUCAUCUGCGCAAGUAGAGAUUGCCCUAUUUUCUACAUGCGCAUGAAGGCGAGAAAGGAUGUCGAAGAUGCAGGAAAGGAGAUGCUGCGCUUUGAUAAAGAUGCUGCGCUCUGGUAGUGUUGCGUAUGUGAAGAGGAAGAGGAUUAUAUGGCGUUUUGUUGCAUGGGCACCAACUGGUGUACUGUCGAUAGGAUACGAUGCAUGCUACUGUACUUUGUUAUAAUGAUGCAUACCUUCAGUUCGUACAGCCUCUACACGGCGCUCUAUCGUAUUUCAUACUAUG